AUGAAGAACCUUGGCGAUGUACACUCUUUUCUCGAAAUCCAGAUAGACCGCACGGCUCACAACUAUUUCCUAUCUCAAAAAGCCUACGCAACGUCCAUACUUCACUUGGCUCAACUCUCUGAUUGUAAGCCUAUUGCAAAUCCAUCAUGCACUAAAGUACCGCCGAACAUACAACCUGAUGUCGUACUCUCGGAUUCUUCGUUAUACCGUCGGAUCACAGGCUCACUUCAAUACCUAACUCUCACUCGCCCGGACAUCUCCUACAGCGUCAAUUGCCUCUCCCAACAUAUGCAUCAACCUCUACCCGAGCAUACAUUCCUUCUCAAGAGACUACUUCGUUAUCUCAAAGGUACACUUGACUUUGGCAUUCCUAUAUCCAAGUCUAACUUAUCUCUCAAAUCCUUUUCAGAUGCUGACAGGGCAGGCGAUCCUAGCUCAAGGAAAUCAACAUCCGGUUACUGCUCUUAUCUCGGUGAUACUCUCAUAUCUUGGACAGUCAAGAAACAGACCACCGUGGCCCGUUCAUCUACCGAGUCGGAAUAUCGAUCCUUGGCUGCACUCAUCACUGACACCAUCUGGCUCCGCCGAAUUCUCUCCGACUUCGACAUUGCGCAAGAUCAGCCCACAGACGUUUUUUGUGACAAUACGUCGGCCAUAGCACUAGCGAACAACCCGGUGUUUCACGCAUGUACCAAACAAGAAAUUGAUCACCGCUUUGUUCGCGACCAUAUUCAGCAACGAAGUAUUCGUCUUUUGCCGAUUAGCACUAUUGAUCAGGUGGCUGACAUCUUCACCAAACCCUUGUCUACUCCUCAAUUUCAAGCUCUUCGAAACAAACUGAGUGUCAUGCAAAGACCCAUCAAUUUGCCGGGGGGUAUUAGAGUACAACAGACAAACAACUGA
Molecule: messenger RNA, 903 nt
Organism: Dendrobium catenatum
Lineage: Eukaryota; Viridiplantae; Streptophyta; Magnoliopsida; Asparagales; Orchidaceae
Exons: 1
Coding region: 1-903 (300 amino acids)
Source: RefSeq, a predicted model, not a curated record